This is a messenger RNA of Galeopterus variegatus (Sunda flying lemur), 3156 nucleotides long. It is a transcript of the gene ZNF189, whose product is annotated as zinc finger protein 189. The transcript is spliced from 4 exons. Gene Ontology annotation, molecular function: RNA polymerase II cis-regulatory region sequence-specific DNA binding; DNA-binding transcription factor activity, RNA polymerase II-specific. The coding region runs from base 258 to 2138 and encodes 626 amino acids. Lineage: Eukaryota; Metazoa; Chordata; Mammalia; Dermoptera; Cynocephalidae. The record is from RefSeq and is a predicted model, not a curated record. Gene Ontology annotation, biological process: regulation of transcription by RNA polymerase II.
GCAAUCGGGAGGAGGCUGUAGCGAGGCCAGAAAGGCUGCGUAACCAAGCAGGGGAGGGGGCCCGGGAUUGGGGGGCAGCCAGGGAUCGCGUCUGACAUGCUGCUGGGGUCGUGACCGUGCGGGUACCGAGGCAGGACCUGGCCGAACCCAGCAAGGAGGCCUCGACUUCGUUGGGCCUAAUUUCCAGAAGCCGGAUAGGCCUCACCGGGGGCUCCUUUCUUUGCGGCCGCCCCGGGUUCCUACCCCCUAACCGGGAGAUGGCCUCCCCGAGCCCCCCGCCUGAGCCAAAGGGGUUGCUGACAUUUGAGGAUGUGGCUGUGUUUUUUACCCAGGAGGAGUGGGAUUAUCUGGACCCAGCUCAGAGAAGCCUGUAUAAAGAUGUCAUGAUGGAGAAUUAUGGAAACCUGGUCUCACUGGAUGUCUUAAAUAGAGAUAAAGAUGAGGAGCCAACUGUGAAACAAGAAAUUGAAGAAAUUGAAGACGAAAUGGAACCACAGGGUGUAAUAGUUACAAGAAUCAAAAGUGAAAUUGACCAGGAUCCCAUGGGUGGAGAAAACUUUGAACUUGUUGGUAGGUUAGACAAACAGAGAGGGAUCUUCUUAUGGGAAAUUCCGAGGGAAUCUUUGACCCAGGAACAGAGAAUGUUUAGAGGAAACACUAAUAUUAUCCGCAAGAGACCAAUCUCAGAAGAGAAAUGCCAUAAAUGUGAAGAAUGUGGGAAGGGUUUUGUGCGCAAGGCCCAUUUCAUACAACAUCAAAGAGUCCAUACUGGUGAGAAACCUUUUCAGUGCAAUGAAUGUGGGAAAAGUUUUAGUCGGAGUUCAUUUGUUAUUGAACAUCAGAGAAUUCACACUGGGGAAAGGCCCUAUGAGUGUAAUUACUGUGGAAAAACCUUUAGUGUGAGCUCAACCCUUAUUAGACAUCAGAGAAUCCACACUGGAGAAAGACCCUAUCAGUGUAAUCAGUGUAAACAGAGCUUCAGCCAGAGAAGGAGCCUUGUUAAACAUCAAAGGAUUCACACAGGUGAGAAACCCCAUAAAUGUAGUGACUGUGGGAAAGCCUUCAGUUGGAAGUCACACCUUAUUGAACAUCAAAGAACUCACACUGGUGAGAAACCCUAUCACUGUAUGAAAUGUAAGAAAAGCUUUAGUCGAAAUUCAUUGCUCGUUGAACACCAGAGAAUUCACACUGGUGAAAGACCCCAUAAAUGUGGUGAAUGUGGGAAAGCCUUUAGAUUAAGUACAUACCUUAUACAACACCAAAAAAUACACACUGGUGAGAAGCCUUUUCUUUGUAUUGAAUGUGGAAAAAGCUUUAGUCGGAGCUCAUUCCUUAUUGAACAUCAGAGGAUCCAUACUGGUGAGAGACCUUAUCAGUGCAAAGAGUGUGGGAAAAGUUUCAGUCAGCUUUGCAACCUUACUCGUCAUCAGAGAAUUCAUACGGGAGACAAACCCCAUAAAUGUGAGGAAUGUGGAAAAGCCUUCAGUAGAAGCUCAGGUCUUAUUCAACAUCAGAGAAUCCACACUAGGGAGAAGACUUAUCCAUACAAUGAAACUAAGGAAAGUUUUGAUCCAAAUUGUAGUCUUGUUAUACAGCAGGAGGUCUACCCUAAGGAAAAAUCUUAUAAAUGUGAUGAAUGUGGUAAAACUUUUAGUGUUAGUGCUCAUCUUGUACAGCAUCAAAGAAUUCACACUGGUGAAAAGCCCUACCUGUGUACUGUUUGUGGGAAAAGCUUCAGUCGAAGCUCAUUUCUUAUUGAACAUCAGAGAAUCCACACUGGUGAGAGACCCUAUCUGUGCAGACAGUGUGGCAAAAGCUUCAGUCAGCUUUGUAAUCUUAUUCGCCAUCAGGGUGUUCACACAGGUAAUAAGCCCCAUAAAUGUGAUGAAUGUGGAAAGGCCUUUAGCCGAAACUCAGGUCUUAUUCAGCAUCAGAGGAUACACACAGGAGAGAAACCUUAUAAGUGUGAGAAGUGUGACAAAAGUUUCAGUCAACAGCGCAGCCUUGUCAACCAUCAGAAGAUCCAUGCAGAGGUGAAAACCCAAGAAACCCAUGAAUGUGAUGCUUGUGGUGAAGCCUUCAAUUGCCGCAUUUCUCUUAUUCAGCAUCAAAAAUUGCAUACUGCAUGGAUGCAAUAAAUGUAAAGACAUGUAAGCUCAAUUUGAUUUGAGAUUGGCUACCCAAGUGCUGUUUUAGUAUGACUCAACAUGGGUCAGAUUUAAUGAUAAAGCAAAUUCUCCUUGGACUCAGGCAAAAGGUUUCUAAAGAUUCUGUGACUAGCAAACAACUGCCCAUGGGCAAUUGACUUCCACUAUCUGUUUUUUAUGAUAAUAGAGAAGGACCUCGUAGUUUAUCUAAGCGUCUUUCUUUAACAUAUUUUUCAGCAAAGAGAUUAAACCUAGGUUCAGAGCAUGUGGGAGGUGCUCUGAAAGACAAACUUGAAUUAUUAUAAAGGAACUGAGAGCAGCUGAUGUUAGAACACUGAGAAUAAUGAUUCGGAGAGUCCUCUGUCAUCAUCUCAGAUGGUGGUUCUUUCACAUCCAUGAUAUAUUUGGCUGUGCAUGCCAAAGCCUAGUGAUUAAGCAUAUGUAAGUUGUCAAGGAGACAAAGCCCUUUUUGAAACCAGUAUGCAAAGUUUUUGUCAUUGUUUAAGAAAGCCAGUUAUCUGGCAUGUGAGUUAAACAAAGGCAGUUUCUCAAUGUCUUUGGUUCCCAGAUUUAUGAAAUGAGUGGACCAUUCACUUUACAUGUAAAGAUUAUGUGAGCAAUUAACAAGCCUGGCAAAGGUGUUACCAAGGAACCUUUGGGAGUGCCUUUUUUUCCCCCCAAGAUGGGCCCAAAAAGAUGGAGGGAGAUACUGUUCUUUUGUGCCCUCCCAUCUGUGAAAGAUGUUUGUAAUCCUGUAUGAAUAAGCUUAUUACUCCACAACCAGGAGCAUGUGAAAGUGUACAUAUUUUGAUUAUCAAGAAUUGGAAAUAAAAGACUUGGAGUCUAUGCUAGGAGGCUGAGAUAUUUUGGUAUUGCAUUGGUUUUUUACGGUAACUAGAUUUUGCAUGCAAUUUUAAAAUCCUUAUUUCUGUUUCUAGGGCUUCCCUUAGUUAAUGGUUAUUAUAAACCUAUUCAUCUGUUUAAAUCAUUAAAACCUGUUUUGUUUUUU